AUGUUCCCUCCUCCCACCUCACAAUUCCCUCCAUAUUCCUCGACCUCCUCCGCCAACUCGACAUCAGCCUCUCUCCCGGUCUCCGCAUCAGCACCGGCAAACCCCGGCCCAACGUACCGUAAGACGGUCCGCUUCCAGACGACGCACGAUGCGACCAAGAGCAUAAACAAGCAAGGUCCCAGCGGCAACGUCCCUGGGUCCAGUUUGCCACCGGCAGGCGCAGGAGCUCGCGUUUCGAAUGGAUAUCACGCCUCCGCCACAUCAUCCCCUCCCCUCGCGGCAGUAGGAAGCGCUUUACCUAGCAACGGCAACGGCAACGGAACCGCAAACCACCAAACGAGCUAUAAUACCAACCACAACAACAAUGGCGGCGGCGGCGGCACGCUAGGGAGCGGCCCACCAAGCUACGACGGCGGCGAUUUCGACCGCGGUUCUAGCAGCAGCGGCGGCGGCGGCGACGGACAGGUUGCACGGCCGUCCCUGCUACAACCACGCGUUGCUGUUGUGCUUGGUCUGCCGAGCCUGUGGCACCUGCCGCUGUUUGCCUGCCGCUCACUCUCCGUAUGUCCGGCCAUCUGGUGGAGCCUGGGCAUCUUUAUUCGGCUGCUGGCGCAGCUACACGCACUGGCCGUGGCGCGCGGUGUCUUUGGCGAGGUUGACCCAAGCAGCGGCAGUGCCGGGGGUGGCUUUGGGAGCAGUGUGCCCGGCGUUGAUGCGAUUGCAGCCGGUUUGGGGAACCUGCCGGACCGUGGUGCUGGGCUGUCGCUCGAGAGCCGGCUGAAGCUGACGGAGACGGCGCUGGCUAUGAUCUGGGCGACCAUUGUCCGCCUGCUCGCCAUCAACGCGCUGAACGGCUACCUCACGUCGUGGGUGAUCUACCUCAUGGGCAGCGGCGGUGACUCGCGCCUGCUGCUGCCUGCCUGGGUCGCCAUUGCCGCCAUCCUGACCGGCCUCUACCACGGCACGCAGCGCAAGAUUAACAUUCGCAAGGAGACGUCCAUUUCCAUCAGCGUCUUCUCCGGCGCCAGCUUCAUCAGCAUGGUCUCGCUACUGGCGCAGCUCUAUUGGGACCGGCCCGAGUACGUGGACGUGCCGGUCGUGGCGCUGACACGGCGCGUGUGUACCGAGGCGGCACGCAUCGCUGGCAACCUGUUUGAUAUUGGCAACAUCACAAUGGAUCUUUGA
Sporothrix brasiliensis 5110 is the source of this 1185-nucleotide messenger RNA. RefSeq lists its product as uncharacterized. The record is from RefSeq and is a predicted model, not a curated record. Gene Ontology annotation, cellular component: endoplasmic reticulum membrane. NCBI's taxonomy places the organism in Eukaryota, Fungi, Ascomycota, Sordariomycetes, Ophiostomatales, Ophiostomataceae. Bases 1 to 1185 code for a protein of 394 amino acids. The transcript has 2 exons. Gene Ontology annotation, biological process: cellular response to oxidative stress; protein N-linked glycosylation.